Harmonia axyridis is the source of this 742-nucleotide messenger RNA. RefSeq lists its product as uncharacterized. The transcript has a single exon. Bases 72 to 695 code for a protein of 207 amino acids. The record is from RefSeq and is a predicted model, not a curated record. Lineage: Eukaryota; Metazoa; Arthropoda; Insecta; Coleoptera; Coccinellidae.
UCUGCGAAAAUACUGUCAGAAUUUUGACGUAUUUCGAUUUAAAGAAUUUUAGGACAAGUCUUUCAGUUAGAAUGGAGAACUUUUACGAUUAUUAUUGUAAACAUGUGACAGACCCCUGGAUAUUCCACGCCAAAAAGCUAUAUAAUGAAAAAGUUAAAACAGAUUCAUACGAAAUCGACUUACAAUCAAGACCCUUCGAUAAUGACAUACGAAAACCUAAAUUGGACUUCUUCCUAUCGCAUCAUAACAGAUUUGGAUAUGACGAACAUCUACCUUGGAUCACUGAGACGCAAGAUAUGCUGUCACAGAUCCACAGAGCUGAAGAAAUUCCAAAUACAAACAAAAAAUUGUUGGGGUACUAUACAUACCACGACCAAGAGGAAAUCAAACUAGGGAAAUGUCCUUCACCCUACGCCAUCAGUGAGUACAUCACAACGAUGCAAAAUUCUUACAAACCUCAACGAGGGUACAUAACUGAAAGAUUGGUUAUGGCCCAAACUCCUUUCUUCGUGAACCGUCGAUUCAAGAUAUUGAAUCCUAGGGAGAGCCGAAAUCAGUUUUAUGAUGAUGAUCAUCUGGAAGAGGUUGCAUUGCUGCAUGAAUACAAGCCACCUCGUCAACUUUCAUACAAUUUUAUGACUGGAUGUAUGAGUGAUGGGACUGCUGUACCGAAAAAUCUGUACACCAUAAUAUAAACGCUUAUUUGUUGUUCAGAGUCAAUAAACAUCUUCCAGAAAUCAUA